This is a messenger RNA of Lobosporangium transversale, 1323 nucleotides long. RefSeq lists its product as hypothetical. The record is from RefSeq and is a predicted model, not a curated record. The transcript has a single exon. Bases 1 to 1323 code for a protein of 440 amino acids. Lineage: Eukaryota; Fungi; Mortierellomycota; Mortierellomycetes; Mortierellales; Mortierellaceae.
AUGUCUCCACAGAGAGUAAGCCAUUCGUCCAUCACUUCUGUUGCCAAAACUGUGCCGCUACUGACAACGUCAUCAAUAACAGUAACAGCCACAGCAACAUCAGCGGCAGCAGCAGCAGAAACAGCUUUAUCAUCUUUAUCAUCAGCAUUAUCAACAACAUCAACCUCCUCGCAGAGAACAACAGCAGCAACAAAGCAGCCUUACUCAUAUUCCACGAUGAUUCCAGUCGUUUCCAACCAUUUCCCUUGUUCACACCAAGGCGCAGAAGCCCAACAAGACUAUCGUUUUGAGGAUACCCAGCUUACAUACCAUUCAAAUCGUCAACGCAUACACAUACUCAAGACUCACGUGGAUUCAUUAUGCUUCUGGCCAGAGGGGGCUUCCAUGAUGGGUAUCCAAAUCCUAAAGACGAUUGAUGGGACAGCAAAAGAAGAUGUGUCUAUUUUCACUACUGGGAGCUAUGGAGAUAGUAAUGGCGGAGAUACAAAACAUCAUCCUCACAAAGGCUUUAGUCCACAAUGCUCUAUUCAGCACGAAAAAGCAUUCCCUCAUGAGAAGCAUCCCCACCAAUACCCUACAUUCAGCCCUCCUGCCCAGAGCAGCCUCCUCAAGCGCUCUUUUGGAAAACUUUUUAGGAAAGUAGUGAGCCCACUACCCCUUCUACAAUUUACCACAACUUCACCGCCAUCACUGCCACCACCGCCAUCACCACAACCUCGACAACUACGACCGGUACAAAUACCACCGCGCCCUCCUAGGCCCACAAGUCUAGAUGUAAACUUAUAUACAACGGCCAUACCAACAAAGGUAUUCCGUGAUGGCACUGUCUCACUUGUCGAUCGACGAAUGUAUCGUCGAGCAAAAGCUGUCCAUGGCAUCCGAAACCGAGCAGCUGACACCAGAGUUGAAACUGGGUUCGAUGGGGGAACUAUAAGGGGCGACGGCAUAAAAAAGUCAUCAAUACUGAGGUCCAUGGCCCAGGCCAUCUCUCAGGCAACAGCGAGGGCGAGUAGAGUGCUAACGUUGAAACGACAGCAGUCCUCAUACUCUCUUCGUCAAGUAUUUCCCUUUUCCACUACUUCUUUCUCUGUCUCAUCUUCAUCACCUAUGUCACCUUCAUCCCCUUCCGCUCCUUUGUUACCUGAAAGUACCAUCAGCCUUGAGAAUGAUAUUCAGGAUUUGGAAAAAGGCGCUGUCGCCGAAGAUACUGAUCUAGAUGAAAGUUAUGAUAUGGAAAUGUGUUGUCCGGUUUCAGUCAAAAAUAAGAGCAUAUUACGUAUAGGCACUAAAACGAUCCUGAAGAACGUAAGGCAAUCUCCAUGA